Messenger RNA from Oppia nitens, 2016 nucleotides. RefSeq lists its product as uncharacterized. The transcript is spliced from 11 exons. The coding region runs from base 1 to 2016 and encodes 671 amino acids. NCBI's taxonomy places the organism in Eukaryota, Metazoa, Arthropoda, Arachnida, Sarcoptiformes, Oppiidae. The record is from RefSeq and is a predicted model, not a curated record.
AUGCCAGUCGACGCCGUUUGGGUUAUUAUAACAGUUCCUCGAAAAGAGUACGAAAAGAAUCUGAAAAAAAUAAAACUUCAAAACUCCAAAAAUCUUAAUAUUUCAGAUGAUUCAAUAGAUGAUUUAAAGAAGAAAAAUGAAUCUGAAAUUUAUAUGGAAAAAAUAUUAUCGGAUUCAUUGGAAGAGUUGCAAAUUGAAGACGUGGUUUGGGUUCCCACAAGAAAUGGCAACUAUUUUCAAGUAUACUUUCCGUGUGAACUCUAUGAAAACGAUUCAAUCCUUCAUUUUUUAAAAUCAAAAGGUUUCGGCACUAAAGCCGAGACAUCCAUCGGUUACAUCCCUUUCAAUCUAUUCUUUUAUGAAGAAUUAGGCGAAGGGGAUGACGAAGACAUUGUUGAUACCAAUUAUGACCUUCCAUAUGAAACGGAUAUUAAUAACUUUGACUUAAAUCAUAAUAAGAAAGGAAACACAUUUAAAGAGAUUACACAAAAUUUUUUAAAGUCAGUGACUUCUCGACUAACAGUGGCUCAAGUGGUUGAAGGGGUUAAAUCAGGUUCAGAAGUGACAUUUGAUUUUUGUGCGUAUACUAUAUUUGCUGGAUUUAUUGCCGCAUUUGGACUUAUCAAUAAUGACCCUGUUAACAUUGCUGCAUCCAUGAUGAUUGAACCUAUUAUGGGUACUGUAAUGGCGAUGACAUUUGGUUUAGUGAUUGAAGACCGAAAGUUAUUCAUGUUAGGCGUUAAGAGUAAUAUUAUAUCACUUAUCUUAUGUCUUGUCAGUGGUUUUAUUAUGGGAUUAAUAAUAUUUAUUCCGACCAUUAUGUUUGCUUGGAAUCCACCCCCAGGUGUUUGGCCGACACCUGAAAUGCAAGGAAGGGGUACUUUAAAAGGUAUUAUUUACGGAAUAAUGAUAGCCCUUCCCUGUGGUGGUGCUAUUGCCGUCACAUUACUCAAUGACAAUCAGGCGGCUCUGGUCGGUGUUGCCGUUGCGUCCACUUUUUUGCCUCCAUUUAUAAAUACUGGACUAUUAUGGGCUCUAUCAACACAUUUGCAAAUUAUGGGUUUAGGACAACAACCACAGCCUUACAAUAUAAGUGGAACCGUAGUCUAUAUGAAACCUGCAUUCACUCCACAGGAAGGCUAUUCACCCUAUUAUUCAUUUGAUAUGCGAAUUGAAAACGCAUUGCUUGGAUGUGUUAGUAUGGCUCUGACCGGUGUUAAUAUUGUCUGUAUGUUAAUCGUUGCCUUUAUUGUACUUAAGAUCAAAGAGAUAGUGCCGUUGAAUAAGAUGGAGGCGGGAACUCAACGAUUCUUCAAACAUGAUAUCAAGAUCGCUCGACAACAUAACAGAAAGUCAUUGGUAUCCGGAGGAAGAAGACAAACAUUAGGCGAACAAAUCUUAAAUGAAUGGGCUGAAAUUUCUGGACUCAACAAAAAUCAAGUGAUGAGUAAUAGUCCUGAAGCUAAAGUCACACAAUUUCAGACUUUAUAUGAUAUCGCUCAAGACGUGGAAAUGGAUGAGACUUUUCAGACAGUAAUGAGUAAGACUACUGGAAAUCCUAAUAAAUUUGGUUUAGGUCGGCGUCUAACUCAACCAAUGCUGUUUGGAAAUGACUGUCAGAAAAAUGUUACACAAACUUUGUCACCACAAGUGUGGAGUAUAGAGAAUGAAAUGUCUGAAAAUGGGACCGGAAGGAGGUAUACGGUUAACCCAACUACUAAAGCCAAAGGCCCUCAUUUUGGUGACAAUUCUCCCUAUUCUACGGUUGGCUAUACAACUGGUCGUGGAAUCCGACCAAACGAUCUGAUGUCUGAAAGAGGACGUCGCAGAAGCACUCAUUUUCUUAGGAAGUCAUUGACAAAAUCAAAUCGUUCACCAUUUAGUUUAUGGCCAACCAAUCAAUCUGAAGACAGAUCUAAUUCAAUAGCAUCACAACCAGCAAGAGAUCUCAGAGCUCGUCGACAAACUAGUUAUACAUCAAAUUUGGAUAAUAAUUUCGAAACAAUCAGAUUCUAA